Molecule: messenger RNA, 921 nt
Organism: Kwoniella shivajii
Lineage: Eukaryota; Fungi; Basidiomycota; Tremellomycetes; Tremellales; Cryptococcaceae
Exons: 5
Coding region: 1-921 (306 amino acids)
Cellular component (GO): cytosol
Molecular function (GO): aldose reductase (NADPH) activity
Source: RefSeq, a predicted model, not a curated record
AUGACGCGAACGAUAAAACUGUCAGACGGAAAGUUGAUCCCAGCCGUAGGAUGGGGUAACGGGACUGGAGGUUUGUUUGGGAACCAAGAAGAUUCCAUAACCAGUGGUAUAGAGGCUUUGAAAGCGGGAUCACGUCAUAUUGAUUCAGCUCAAGCUUAUCAAACUGAAGAAGCUGCUGCUUCUGCCAUUAAACAAUCAGGUUUAAAGAGAGAAGAUAUAUGGGUAACUACUAAGAUCUCUAAGACUGAUCUCGUACCUACUGCCGAUGUGAUUCGUCCCAUCGUGCUGGAACGGAUUGAAAAGCUCGGCUCAAAACCCAACCUUCUAUUGAUUCACUUCCCCACCGUCCCAGCACCUGGGAAAAUUGGAGCGUUCUGGACGGUCCUCGAAGAUCUUGUGUAUGAUGGUACACUUGAGGGAGUCAGUUUAGGUGUUAGCAAUUUCCGACCCCAGGAUUUGGAAGAUGUCAUCAAAGUUGCUAGGAUCAAGCCUGUCGUCAAUCAACUUGAAUAUCAUCCAUAUGUUUUGUCACAUCUUCAACCUGUCCUUGAGCUUGGUGAAAAGCACGGAAUCGUCACUGAGUCCUAUGGUCUUUUGACCCCACUUCUUCGUCAUCCAACAGGCGGUCCAAUCAAACCUAUUUUGGAAAGAGUCGCCGCUCGUUUAUCUAAAGAAACAGGAAAAGACAUUGAUGUCGCCACUGCUCUUCUGUUAUGGUGUCUCCAGAAAAACGUAGUAGCCGUCACUUCAUCCAAGAAUCCUGUCAAUCUACGUAAACAGGUGGAAGCGGAAAGCUUGCCUCCUUUGAUGGACGAAGAAGUCAAAGAGAUCGAUGAAGCAGGAAAGAAAGUUCAUUUCAGGCAUUACACCAUGCAUAUGACCAAAGAUUUUUCCAAUCCUGAUCUUCCCGAAGACCUGUGA